Ailuropoda melanoleuca (giant panda) is the source of this 1860-nucleotide messenger RNA. It is a transcript of the gene C1QL1, whose product is annotated as complement C1q like 1. Gene Ontology annotation, molecular function: protein binding. The record is from RefSeq and is a predicted model, not a curated record. The coding region runs from base 1 to 708 and encodes 235 amino acids. Lineage: Eukaryota; Metazoa; Chordata; Mammalia; Carnivora; Ursidae. The transcript has 2 exons.
AUGCUGGGCACCUGCCGCAUGGUAUGCGACCCCUACCCCGCGCGGGGCCCCGGCGCCGGCGCGCGGCCCGACGGCGGCGACGCCCUGAGCGAGCAGAGCGGCGCGCCCCCGCCUUCCACGCUGGUGCAGGGCCCCCAGGGGAAGCCGGGCCGCACAGGCAAGCCGGGCCCCCCCGGGCCCCCGGGGGACCCAGGUCCUCCGGGUCCUGUGGGGCCACCCGGGGAGAAGGGUGAGCCGGGCAAAACCGGCCCUCCAGGGCUGCCGGGUGCGGGUGGCAGCGGCGCCAUCAGCACGGCCACCUACACCACGGUGCCACGCGUGGCCUUCUACGCCGGCCUCAAGAACCCUCACGAGGGUUACGAGGUGCUCAAGUUCGACGACGUGGUCACCAACCUAGGCAACAACUACGACGCGACCAGCGGCAAGUUUACAUGCAACAUUCCCGGCACCUACUUUUUCACAUACCACGUCCUCAUGCGCGGCGGCGACGGCACCAGUAUGUGGGCGGACCUCUGCAAGAACGGCCAGGUGCGGGCCAGCGCUAUAGCCCAAGACGCAGACCAGAACUACGACUACGCCAGCAACAGCGUGAUCCUGCACCUGGACGCGGGCGAUGAGGUGUUCAUCAAGCUCGACGGAGGCAAAGCGCACGGCGGCAACAGCAACAAAUACAGCACAUUCUCCGGCUUCAUCAUCUACUCCGAUUGAGCUCCCCGCGUCCCCCGCCAUCCCCUAUCCGCCCGCCCACACCCCCUGGGGCUCCCUUCCUGGCGGGCUGAGGACUAUCCAACCCCUCGCUGCCCAGCCCCGGCUGCCGGCCCUCCCCGGCUAUGACGCCCCCGGCCCGCCCUCGCCACCACCAGGGCUGCAGGCUAGGCUCUCCUGCCCGCCCUCCCCGGCUAGGACGCCCCAGGCCCGCCCUCGCCACCACCCCGGCCGCAGGCUAGGCUCUCCUGCCGGCUCGCCGCAGAGCCGGGUCCAGAGCGCGCCCGUCCCGGUCUCCGGGAGGCGGUGUCGACCGCCCCCGCCCCGGCCCGCGCUGUAUAUUUGUACUAUAGGACUGUUUACUGCCCAUCCUGCCCGCCAGCCGGCCCCAGACUGGGGACAGGUCUCGGCGGGGACGCUUCCCGUGCUCGGAUGCGCCGCCCUCCUGCUCCAGGGUGGCGUCUCCUGGGAGAGGGGUGGGUUGGGGCUGGAUUGCGUCCCAGCACCUGCUAAAGCCCCAGCCCGGCUGCACCCCAUCUGACCAAAGCUCUAAUAAAAAUACUUCCACCCUGCUGGCUUUGGGUCUGUGCCCUGGAGAGGAGUUGCAGGAGGGGACCAUGAACCCUGCCCUCUUCCAGAAAGGAAAGGGGUCUGAUGGAAGUUUCUAGCAGAUCUGGGGGCAGCCAGGAGCCAGAAUCAGAGCUGCUCCAGGAGGAGUGGGCUAAGGGUCCCGAAGCUCACUACAGCCCAAGUGGGCCUGGGCAGCAGAAAGGGGAAGCAGCCCAGUUCCAUCAUCUUCCAUGGUGGGAAAGUUCCAUUUAUCCUUGAAAGUGGCAUCAGCAAGGUUUACACUGGGACACCCAGGUUCUCAGUCCGGUACCACUGUGUGUGAUCUUGGGCAAGUCACUCCUUUUUCAGUUCUGGGUUAGUGACAGCAAUGACAGGAACACACUCGGCAAGAAAAACUGGUUGACGUUGGCCCAAGCGCUUCACCUCUGGGCCUCAGUUUUCUCAUCUAUAAAAUGUAAGUGACAAGACCUACCUCUCUUGAAUGAGGAUUCAAGAGGUAUCAUGUAAGUGUCCAAUAAACACAGCUUUUAUUCUUUAUACAUCACUGAAAGUUUGCACACUUCCAGGCAUGGCAUCUCACUCAAG